Opisthorchis viverrini is the source of this 498-nucleotide messenger RNA. RefSeq lists its product as hypothetical. The transcript has a single exon. Gene Ontology annotation, molecular function: protein binding. Lineage: Eukaryota; Metazoa; Platyhelminthes; Trematoda; Opisthorchiida; Opisthorchiidae. The coding region runs from base 1 to 498 and encodes 165 amino acids. The record is from RefSeq and is a predicted model, not a curated record.
AUGGCCACACACAACACCCCGUAUCGGAGUAUAUUUAGUCAGCUAUCUCAUGGUACCCGUCAAAAUAGUCUGAUGAAUGACAUGUUAACCACCGAAGGUAAACGAAUUGUGGCAGCUAAAAUUGCGAGCAGUUCUGGUAGCGGCGGUGCCCCAAUACGAGUGAUAAGUGCAUUCAUACAAGUUAAGGACUACGCUGGUUUGGAUCGUUAUUUGGGAAAGCAUCAAAUACCUUUGGAUAUACUAACAUCUGCGUUACAAACAGCAUGUAUGAGUGCAGACAGCGAAGCAGUGGAAAUUUUUUCCAAACACGGGGCAAAUGUCAACCAUGUAGAUCAGUUCGGUACCACGCUGCUUCACUUUGCCAUGCGUGGGGGCGGCGACCAACACGUGGUAAAAGCUCUGGUUGCUCAUGGUUUGGAUUAUAUGAGUUGGCGUUCGGAAGGACUACCACUGUUACACUGGGCAUGUACGUUGGGAUACAUUGACCUUGUUGAGUAA